This is a messenger RNA of Sycon ciliatum, 745 nucleotides long. RefSeq lists its product as uncharacterized. Bases 86 to 562 code for a protein of 158 amino acids. Lineage: Eukaryota; Metazoa; Porifera; Calcarea; Leucosolenida; Sycettidae. The transcript is spliced from 2 exons. The record is from RefSeq and is a predicted model, not a curated record.
UGGCUUCUAGCUUGUGGUAGCUUUGAGUAACUAAUUAGCCAGACGCUUCGAUUGUGUUCAGCUCGUACUGUUGGUGCCUGAAACAAUGUCGUCUAUUGUGCAUCGGAUGCGGGUGGCAGAACUGCGAGCCGAGCUGGACGAUCGAGGUCUGCUGACCACCGGAAAGAAAUCCAUUCUGGUUCAGAGAUUGCUGGACGACAUGGAGAGAGAAAACCUGGGUCCAACUCAACCUUCAGCAAACGACUCUGCCGAACCCACCGUGGAUACAUGCGAGGUGCUCGCCGAUCCCCCGGUCACCUUGGAUCCGACUGGUAUUCGCGAACUUAUUCGGGCUGAAGUUCGUUCUGCCAUCACAGACGAGAUUGGAGCCUCUCUUCUGUCGCAGCCAAGUGCGGCACCAGCGCCCCCAGCUGCGUCAUCCGACAUUGGCAUGAGUGCUGCGUGCUCUACACCGCCUCACGCUGGAAAUCUGCACGUCCCAAAGUCGGCGCAGGAUAGGAUAUUGCGAGCAGUACGACUGUACAAUCGUGUACAACACCGUUUAGCCCUGGAUGUUCUGUAAGCAAGGGUAUGCUCUGUUUUUUUUUUGGAGAAGAAAGUAGUGUGAUUCCCGAGAAUUUCGAGGUAUAGAAGUCAAUAAAUUUAUCUUGUUCUCUUCAAAAACAUACAUGUCUAUUCCCACUAGUUUAUCCAGUGGUUUUUGAGGUUGUAUAGCACGUUUAGGACCUCUGGCACAUGAUAUGAU